This is a messenger RNA of Raphanus sativus (radish), 879 nucleotides long. RefSeq names its product putative F-box/kelch-repeat protein At5g24040. Bases 1 to 879 code for a protein of 292 amino acids. The transcript is spliced from 2 exons. NCBI's taxonomy places the organism in Eukaryota, Viridiplantae, Streptophyta, Magnoliopsida, Brassicales, Brassicaceae. The record is from RefSeq and is a predicted model, not a curated record.
AUGUUUAAACUACAAGAAAAGGAGAAUGGAGCACUUGCUCUGCAAUCUUUGCUCAAUAGAAGAACCUCCUCUCAAAGGGGAGUUUCAUAUCCAAGCUUGUUAAUUGACUUGCUCAACUCUCAAGUCAUUGAGCUAGUUCAAGAACAUGUCGCUUGUUACACCAAUUGGUGGGAUGGUGACCCUUAUAAACGUGAACAACCUAUCGGUUUUAUGCAGUUAGAUGGAGAGAACAAGGAAUUCAUGGUGUUAGGAAGGCUGUCUUUCCAAGGUCUUGGCAUGUAUAGGUCACUUGAGGAUCGUUGGACUGAGAUCGAGACGACAUCUGGUCCUUUUCCAGAUGGGAUUACGUCGUUUAACGGACAAUUUUAUGUCAUUGAUACUGUUGGCGUCACGAAAGUGGUCAAGCCAACUCUAGAGUUGAAUUCGUUUCAGCCAUCAAAGACUUGCGAUAAGACAAGGAGACGUUGGUUUGUCAAGGCUGAGGACAAACUCCUACUAGUAGAGAUGUGCACCGACAACUUAGAAGAGUAUCGGAGACCACAUCUUCUAGCCGAAAAAGGAUGGUUCAAAGUAUCGGAGUUAAAUGAGGAGAGCAACGACUGGAUUGAAACAGAAGAUGCGGGUGAUCGCAUCUUGUUUCUGGACAACAACUGCUCCUUCUCUUGCUUUCCUAAUCAGGUUCCUGGUUUCAGACCCAACUCUAUAAUCUUCAAGGAUAUUUUUGGACAUUAUGGACCUCAGGUGUUUGAAUUUGGUUUUCAAGGCUUUAGAUCUCUUGGAGAGAUCCCUGAGUAUUGUCUGUUUUUCCCAUCUCCCUCAUGGAUAUCGAACGUGUACUACGUAUCGGGCCACGAGACCCAAGAUGUGCUUAGCGAUUAG